CUUUAUUUUUAUAUCUCCUGUUUGAUUUCUUUGAGAAAAAUUGUUAUCGAAUUUUCUUGUAUGACUUUGCUAAACUGUCGUCAGUGUAUUUUAUCGUGAAUAAAAUUAGCUUACGUGUUAUUCUGUAGUCGGUACAGAUCUGCUUUUGUCGUGUUCCAGUCCUAGUAUAGAUCGAGGCACUGCAAUAUGGCAGAAAUGGGAGAGAAAUAUAAUACAAAGUGUCCAGGAGUGAAACGCCUUAUGAGAGAAGCUUUGGAAUUAGCAGAAGCUACUGAGGAGUAUUGUGCUCGACCCUUGGAAGACAACCUUUUUGAGUGGCAUUUCACAGUACAAGGACCAAAAGGUACUGAUUUCGAAGGUGGCAUUUACCAUGGAAGGAUUUUAUUGCCUAAAGAAUAUCCUAUGCAUCCACCUCACAUUAUUCUCCUGACUCCUAAUGGUAGGUUCGAAGUACAGAAGAAGAUUUGUUUAUCCAUUUCUGGCCACCACCCAGAAACAUGGCAGCCAUCAUGGUCUAUCAGGACUGCUUUGUUGGCUUUAAUUGCAUUUAUGCCUACUCCAGCUGAAGGCACAAUUGGCUCAUUGGAUUAUACACCAGCAGAACGUAAGAUGUUAGCAAAGAAAUCUACAACUUGGUCCUGUCCACAGUGUGGUGAUAUAUCAAAUCUGUUGUCCUGUACUGCAGCCAAGCCUUUAACUGAGGAAGAGCAGUCUGCACUGAACCAAAUUGCAUUCAAAGCAGAAGAAGAACCACAAGCCCCAAAGCCUCCAGAAGAACCAGUACAAGAAGCAGAGCCCCAGAUAUUAGAGUCAUCAGAGCCUAGUACAAGCUUUUUAGAUCAAUUAACUGAGGUUCUAGUGGCUCUUCUUGUGGGAGCUAUAGCUAUAUUUGUGUACCGACGCUGGAGUUCUUUGUACACAAUGGCAGAAGCCGAAAUGUAAAUUUUAAUGUCACAUUAGAUUCUAAGUAAAGUUUACUAUAAUAUGCAUUGUUUUCAGUAUAGAAUGUCAAGAUAAUACAUAUUAAAUAAUAUACUAA
Achroia grisella is the source of this 1039-nucleotide messenger RNA. Its product is annotated as ubiquitin-conjugating enzyme E2 J1-like. The transcript has a single exon. The record is from RefSeq and is a predicted model, not a curated record. Lineage: Eukaryota; Metazoa; Arthropoda; Insecta; Lepidoptera; Pyralidae. Bases 187 to 942 code for a protein of 251 amino acids.